Messenger RNA from Cylindrotheca closterium, 624 nucleotides. Lineage: Eukaryota; Bacillariophyta; Bacillariophyceae; Bacillariales; Bacillariaceae. The record is from the annotation of a GenBank genome assembly.
AUGGUGCAAGAGGAACAGGCGUCAACGGAUACAUCCAAUGCCAAACGCAAAGCUACCGGCAACAAGGUCGAUGACGCCUUUGAACGAUUGUUUGGCUAUUCUUGGGGGACAACAUUUGCAUUGGAUGAUACCAACAUGACAGGCAUGGCUCGCAACCUUGUUGAUAUCUUUGGAACUACCAAAACUGCGAGAAUACUGAAUGUUCGGGGCUCCAUCAAGCGAAGACGGAUCGAAAAACAACCAAUAGUAAAUUAUAAGGAUAUUGUACUUCCAGAAACCACCAAAUCUGUUGCUAUGGAAGACACAGUCUUUGCUGGUCAAGUCGUCAAAGCAAAAGCAUCAUCGGCAUCCUCAAAACCAAAGAAAAAAGCUGGCAAGAUUGACAAUAUACUAGACAAACUCAAAGGACCCAACAAAAUGAACACGGUCGAGAAAACAAACAAUGACUGGGAGAGUUUCAAAGAAUCCGAUAAACAAUUACAAGAAGACUUGGAAAAACGGGCUCAAGGAAAGGACGCAUUCUUGGUGAAGCAAGACUUUUUGAACCGAGUCGAUACUCGAACGUUUGAAUUGGAGAAGGAAGAACGUGAUCGAGAACGUGCCAAACGUGGUACUCCUGGAUAG